AUGAACAGGAUCCAGGGAUCCAACCGGCGUCUAGAAGAAUACGCCAGGAGGAAUAAGACUAUGAACCAACUCCGGGACGCAACUCCAAGGGAGAGCCGAGGAAGCAGAAAGCCAAAGAGACUCCCAAGGGACCGUAGCGGGAGAACCCCCCAGACAAGGACAUCAGGAGCAACCAAAACUAAAAGGUGGAAGGUCACAGAAACUGAAGCAAUCCGAGCCAGCGAAGAAGUCGAGAGAAAUACCAGACCGAGACAAACAGAAGCAAUCUCCGUCAGGAACAACUUCAGGAGGAGGGAGCUCGGAGGAGUAGGGGCAACCAAUCAAAGAAGGAGGAGUUCCGAAGCCGGAGGGAGGAUGAGAAGGAUGACAAUCGUCAAGGGAGCCGCAGGGGUUAAUCAGUAA
This is a messenger RNA of Plasmodium inui San Antonio 1, 402 nucleotides long. RefSeq lists its product as hypothetical. The record is from RefSeq and is a predicted model, not a curated record. Bases 1 to 402 code for a protein of 133 amino acids. The transcript has a single exon. Lineage: Eukaryota; Apicomplexa; Aconoidasida; Haemosporida; Plasmodiidae.